Ostrinia furnacalis (Asian corn borer) is the source of this 1540-nucleotide messenger RNA. RefSeq names its product Kynurenine aminotransferase (gene Kyat). Gene Ontology annotation, molecular function: pyridoxal phosphate binding; L-kynurenine:2-oxoglutarate transaminase activity. The coding region runs from base 71 to 1483 and encodes 470 amino acids. The record is from RefSeq and is a predicted model, not a curated record. Gene Ontology annotation, biological process: biosynthetic process. The transcript has 10 exons. Lineage: Eukaryota; Metazoa; Arthropoda; Insecta; Lepidoptera; Crambidae. Gene Ontology annotation, cellular component: mitochondrion; cytoplasm.
UUCUGUCAACGUCAACCAGCUGUUUUGCUUGCUGUCAGUAUUUUUUUUUGACGUGAUCAAAAUAAUCUAAAUGCGAAUCUAUUUACAUAAAACACCAGUUUUUACUAGUUGGAGACAAACCUUGUUCGCGGUUGUUAAAGGCAGCAAUAGUGCAUUGCGGCAUCUAAACUUAAAGGAAAUAGCGAUAAGUCAGAGCAGAAGUGCAUCAACUAUGGGAGACAAGUUCAAGCUACCCAGUCGGUUUGGAACCGGCGAAAAAAGUGUGUGGGUUGAAUACAUCCAAUUGGCAGCUGAGUACAAGCCAGCGGCGAAUCUCGGGCAAGGGUUCCCUGACUACCCUCCACCGGAGCAUGUUACCAAGGCGUUGGCAGAAAUUGCCACUGGCGAUAAUUGCCUGCUCAACCAGUAUACGAGAGGCUUUGGCCAUCCAAGACUGGUUCAGAACCUGUCAAAGGUAUACUCACCACUCAUUGGCAGACAGAUAGAUCCACUAAAUGAAAUACUAGUCAGUAGUGGAGCUUACGAAGCACUGUUCUCUGCGAUAUUAGGUCACGUGGACAAGGGUGAUGAGGUAAUAGUGAUCGAGCCAUACUUCGACUGCUAUGACUACAUGAUUAAAUUCGCUGGAGGCGUCAGCAAGUUUAUUGCUUUGAAGCCUAAAACAAACUCCCCAAACAUGACGUCAGCAGACUGGGUGCUAGACGAGAAAGAGCUGACGUCACUUUUCGGUCCGAAAACCAAAAUGUUGAUAUUGAACACCCCCCACAAUCCGCUUGGAAAAGUGUUCACUCGCAGCGAAUUGGAGGUGAUAGCGAAUCUGUGCAAGAAACACAAUGUGCUGUGCUUGUCCGACGAGGUGUAUGAGUGGAUGGUGUAUGAGCCCCAGAAGCAUGUUAGGAUAGCGACCCUACCCGGCAUGUGGGAGCGUACGAUCACAGUGGGUUCCGCCGGCAAGACGUUCUCAGUGACUGGAUGGAAGAUCGGAUGGGCGUACGGGCCCGCCGCACUGAUGCGCCAUCUACAAGUUGUGCAUCAAAACUGCGUGUAUACUUGCGCCACGCCUAUACAGGAAGCCGUAGCCCGUUCCUUCGAAUACGAGCUAGCCAGAUACAACACUCCCGACUGCUACCUGUUCUCGCUCGCCCGUGAAUUAUUGCCAAAGAGGGACGCGCUCGUCAAGACCCUGCGAGAGAACGGGUUCAACCCCACCGUGCCCGAAGGAGGCUACUUCGUUGUGGCCGACUGGACUAAACUUGCAAAGAAGAUCGACCUCUCAACCGAGAAGGACAAGUACAAAGACUACCAGUUCACGAAGAAGUUCGCCAAAGAGGCGGGAGUGCUCGCGAUACCUCCCACCGCCUUCUACUCGGAGGCACACAAGCAUCUUGGAGAGAACUACGCUAGGUUCUGCUUCAUCAAGAAAGACGAAAACCUCGCGUUGACAGACAAGCUUAUGCGUGAAUGGAACGCCAAGAAGAAGUAAAAUUAAGUAUAACGUGUAAAUUGUGAUAUAAUUUGUAUAUUGUGAUUAAUUAUAAUA